Molecule: messenger RNA, 3852 nt
Organism: Mya arenaria
Lineage: Eukaryota; Metazoa; Mollusca; Bivalvia; Myida; Myidae
Product: DCN1-like protein 5
Exons: 9
Coding region: 224-916 (230 amino acids)
Biological process (GO): positive regulation of ubiquitin-protein transferase activity; protein neddylation
Cellular component (GO): ubiquitin ligase complex
Molecular function (GO): ubiquitin-like protein binding; cullin family protein binding; ubiquitin conjugating enzyme binding
Source: RefSeq, a predicted model, not a curated record
GCGCAAUCAGCAACUUCCGGUAGAAGUAUAACAAACUUUGUAAUGCAAACUCGUAGAUUUAUGGCGUUUAAACCCUGUUGAUAUACACAUUGGUGCAAAAUUUGGCACACUGGAUACUGACCCACAAAUCUCUGGUCAACUGUUUACUAAACUGAAUUCAUUGAGUUUAUGUGACAAAGCUAGUAAACAUUCACAACUUGGAAGCUCAGACCAACAAGACGACAUGCCAAUGAGGCGAAAACGGUCCUCCCCAACUAUGGAGGAGUCAAAAUCGAAAAGACCCAAGUAUUCACAAUCAAAGCGGGGCGUGUCCAACAGUGCUGAUGGGUUCAGUGUGAAACUGUGCAUAGCGUGGUUUCAUGAGUACACAGGGCCGGAUGAAGACACCCUGGGACCAGAGGGCAUGGAAAAGUUCUGUGAAGACAUUGGCGUUGAACCAGAAAAUAUUGUUAUGUUGUCUCUAGCUUACAAAUUAGAUGCAAGAUCAAUGGGUUUCUUCACUCUUGCUGAAUGGUUGAAAGGGAUGACGGAAAUACAGUGUGACUGUAUCGCCAAAAUCCGACAGAAGUUAGAAUACCUGAGAAGUUUAUUGGAGGAUAUGGUUCAGUUCAAAAAUAUAUACAGAUAUGCAUUUGAUUUUGCAAGGGACAAGGACCAGCGGAGUAUGGACAUCGACACAGCCAAGGCCAUGUUGACCCUGUUGCUAGGGAAGAAGUGGCCGCUUUUCACCUCCUUCCAUCAGUACCUCGAUCAAUCCAAGUAUAAGGUGAUUAACAAGGACCAGUGGUGCAACAUUCUUGAGUUCAGCAGAUCCAUAUUUCCAGACCUCUCCAAUUACGACGAGGAUGGUGCUUGGCCGGUUAUGUUGGAUGAGUUUGUAGACUGGUACAAGGAGCAGCGACAGAUGUCAAGUUGAUAUCAGCAACCAGUCUUUUAGGAAGGGGAGACAACUGCAGAUGCACAUGGAGGAGUGACCUCCACUGGACUUGUGAUAUACAGUCUUUCUAGUAACAGUCAGCCAGUAGCAGAAAGUGUACUCAUACAUCUCAGCUCACCAUAUAUUGUGUUCAUAUUUGCCAGCAAUUGGUCAUGAGUGCAGUGACGUGAUUGGGAGGCUUUUUGUGUCGCCUGAAACAACAGCAUAUAGGUAUUACUGUCAUUGUCAGCUGUUUCUGCUCCACCAUUUUGCAGACAUUGACUUAAGUAAUUAUCAUUCAAUCAUGAUGAAACUUGGUGACAGUGUUUUUAGGCAUUAUCUUGUUUGCCAAUUCACCUCAGUAUCCCCCCUUUUACAUUAAAAAAUAGUAUGUUUAUAUCUCAUGAAGACAAUACCAUAAGCAUUGAUCACCAAGUCAUGAUAAUUAAUAUUGAACACAUGUUCACAAUGUCCAGGUCAAGUUGUAAUUUAGAUAAAUCACUCAAGAAACAAAAGAGACACACCCCUUUAACAUUAAAAUAAAGUAGUUUUAUUCUAGCACAGACAGUUACUUAUUAUUAAUAUUAAUGAUGUAUUUAUAAUCCCAUCAUCUUGAAACUUGGUACAAGCUGGAUCAUUAGAUUGAUUGCCCCUUGAAACACUAGAGUUAUGCCCCUUUAAUGUGAAUAUAUUGUUGAUUGAUUGCUUGUGCAGACAAUAACCGAGUAUUUAUCAUCCAGUCAUAAUGAAACUUGGUGACAAUGUUUGUGUUCACAACAAUCAGGUCAAGUUUGAUUGUUAAAUGAAUUCCCCUAGUUAUACCAGAGUUAUGCCACUCUAUAUUGAAAAAUGUUGGCUUAUUAGUUAAGUCUCAGUUCUAAAUGUUCAACACAAUGCUCCUUUUAUAUUUUAAUUGUUACCUUAAAUGGUUUAAAAAUGUGCGUGUUCUCCACAGGCUUCACAUCAAAUUCAGUCCAAUAUUGAUUGCUUUGUCAGUUACCAGUAACAUGUAAUUGUGUAAGAGUUUGAAAGGACAUUGCAGGUAGAAGUUAAUGCAACUUUUUUUGCACUUACAACAUAAAGAAUAUCUGAUUAGUCACCCACUUGUUACUUAAGUAAACAAAAUUCUUUGAUACUCAUUUUAAAGGGGAAAAAAAUCUCCUCUUCUAUAGGAAAACUAAACUCAGGAAAAAGAUCAUACUGAUAAAUAAUCAUUCACAUUUCUUUAAAAAAGGGUAACAGUGUCUCCUGUUGAGAUGUUUUGUAUCAUCUAUAAUUUAAAUUGUUCUUAUGAUUGCUUCAGCAGAAAAGAAGUUCUGAACUAGAGGAGAGAUGUGUUUAACAAUAUAUGUGCUUUGUGUGAUUGUGUGCCAUUAUGCAUUGUGAUAAUCAUUUACAUUUGUUAUAAUAAUCCAGUGUAUUUAUCAGAAGAUAACAUAAUGGGCGGAUUGUUCAGAACUUUGUUAAAGUUAACAAAGUGGUUAACAACAUCAUUGCUUAUUUUAAAAGGUGAAAUACGAUAUUACGAUGUGCUUAUAUUUUUGCAUAAAGCAAAUACAGCUGAAACAAUUAUUUCAAAUAUUGUUAGAAAUACUGCAGAUCACAAGUGUUUCCUUUAAGCUUUAAACUACAGAGUUCUGAACAACUGGCCCAUUGUGUUUGAUAAGCUCAGAUUUAUACAUACUUCACAAUGUCUGUGUGCGCUACAUGUCAGGGGGUUUUCUCACCUUUUUGAUAGUGAGGUUAGGGUUCUUUCAAGUGUAGAAAUUGUAUUAUUUAAACAUUGAUUAUUGAAAAAGUGGAAAAAUGGAGCUUAUAAGAUUGAUAAAUACGACCUUCAUGCUUAAGUACAAUUCAUCAGUGUAAAAAAAACUUGGGUCACUGCAUAUUUUGUCCGAAUUAUCUAUGCGCUGACCAAUGCUGUUAUACACCAAUAAAUUGCAAUUCUGACAUUCAAUGUUUUUACACUCAUGAUUUGCAAAAUUUGUCUGCGAUGAUCAAACUUUAAAAAAACUCAAACUCUUCAAAGAUUAAAGCAUAUAUCCGGCUGUUUGAACAGCAUCAGUGUCAAUGACAUGACUUGUUUCAUCAAUGUCACAUACAUUUUUACCGCAAAAAAUAUCACUUGACCAAUCACGUACACCCCUUAGGUAAGAUUAGAGGUUUUUCUUAAGCUGUUAAAUUCAUCUGAAUAUAAAUGUAAUUGAAAUAAUUUGCAUUUAUCUAAAGUAGCAGGUGUAUGAACAACCUACGUAUUCUACAAGACAAUAAUGUUGUAGUAGAAAAAACCAUCCCAUUUACAAGUUGAAGUUGAGGCGCCAUGCUUAUUCGGUCUUAGAUACAAGAACAUUUAAAAAUCACUCAAUAAUUUUGAUAAAAAAAUGAACACGUACAAUUUUGCUUGUUAUGGAUUGCACAUUAUAUAGGAUCUUACAUGAGUUGCCAUUUAAUUAAUACAAAAAAAACCCUGUGGUGACCUAGUGUUUCACAUUACUCAUUUGUCGCCCAACAAAGUGUUGAUUCCAUUUCUGGUUUUAAAAAAUUAGAAUGGUAAAAUUAUGUUUACGUCAAGUUAUAUUUCAUAAAAGUAAAUAAAAAAACAAAAACAUUAUGGAAUUGUACUCCAAACAAGCACAUGUUUGUUGUGGCAAUAGCCUGAUAUGUUAGACCUUUGUUGUGGCAAUAGCCUGAUAUGUUAGACCUUUGUUGUGGCAAUAGCCUGAUAUGUUAGACCUUUGUUGUGGCAAUAGCCUGAUAUGUUAGACCUUUGUUGUGGCAAUAGCCUGAUAUGUUAGACCUUUGUUGUGGCAAUAGCUCGAUAUGUUAGACCUUUGUUGUGGCAAAAGCCUGAUAUGUUAGACCUUUGUUGUGGCAAUAGCCUGAUAUGUUAGACCUUUGUUGUGGCAAUAGCCUGAUAUGUUAGACCUUUGUUGUGG